GGGUGCGGUGCGGGGUCGAGGCGGUGCCAAGCCUGAGCUGCGGAGCUGUCUGAGCAAGCACCAUUUUCAGCACCGCCAGGAAAAAAGAGAGACAGACAGAGACAUCAGAAAGCAUCUCCCUCCCUCCGUCACCCCCGCCUUGAUCUCACAGAUCGUUCACUCGACCGACAACCAGAGAGAGCUCCUGCUCGCGUUCCGUGGUGUGCAUUAGAAACGGCCGGAGGUCAGAAACAUGUUAUCCUACCAAGGCAAGAAGAACAUCCCGCGGAUCACGAGCGAUCGCUUACUGAUUAAAGGAGGAAAGAUAGUCAACGAUGACCAGUCAUUUUUUGCUGAUAUUUACUUGGAAGAUGGGAUUAUAAAACAACUUGGAGAUAAUCUCAUUGUCCCUGGAGGUGUAAAGACAAUUGAAGCCAAUGGACAGAUGGUCAUACCUGGUGGAAUAGAUGUCCACACUCAUUUGCAAAUGCCAUGCAUGGGCAUGACCGCUGCUGAUGACUUCUACCAAGGAACAAAAGCAGCACUGGCAGGGGGAACCACAAUGAUAAUGGAUCAUGUGCUUUCUGAACCUGAACCUGGAUCAAGCCUUAUUUCUGCCUAUGAGCAGUGGAGAGAAUGGGCUGACAGCAAGUCCUGUUGUGACUACUCUUUACAUAUAGAUAUUACACAUUGGCAUGAGGCUCUGCGUGAAGAGAUGGAAACCUUGGUCAAGGACAAAGGUAUAAAUUCAUUUCUCGUAUUCAUGGCUUACAAAGACCAAUACCAGUGCAGCGACGCACAGAUAUAUGAAAUCUUCAGCAUUAUCCGAGAUCUGGGUGCUAUAGCACAGGUGCAUGCCGAAAAUGGAGAUAUCAUUCAGGAGGAGCAGAAACGAAUGUUGGAGCUUGGAAUUACUGGACCAGAGGGACAUGUUCUUAGUCGGCCAGAAGAGGUUGAGGCUGAAGCAGUGUAUCGUGCAAUCACCAUUGCAAGCCAAGCCAACUGCCCUUUGUAUAUCACCAAAGUCAUGAGCAAGAGUGCUGCAGAUAUCAUUGCACAAGCUCGGAAGAAAGGUGCAGUGGUAUAUGGAGAGCCUGUCACAGCAAGUCUUGGGACUGAUGGAUCCCACUACUGGAGUAAAAACUGGGCUAAAGCUGCAGCCUUUGUCACUUCUCCUCCACUCAGCGUUGAUACGUCUACCCCCGAUUACCUAAAUUCUCUCCUCUCCUGCGGCGAUCUGCAGGUUACUGGCAGCGCUCAUUGUGCCUUUACUACUGCACAGAAAGCAGUUGGAAAAGACGACUUCAGACUGAUCCCGGAAGGAGUUAAUGGUAUUGAAGAAAGGAUGACAAUUAUUUGGGAUAAGGCUGUGGCUACAGGAAAGAUGAAUGAGAAUGAGUUUGUAGCAGUUACAAGUACAAAUGCUGCAAAGAUCUUCAAUCUGUACCCAAGAAAGGGACGAAUUGCUGUUGGCUCUGACGCUGAUUUAGUCAUCUGGGAUCCAGAAGCUGUCAAAAUCAUUUCAGCAAAGACACACAAUCUGGCAAUCGAAUACAACAUAUUUGAAGGAAUGGAAUGUCGUGGUGCUCCUUCUGUUGUUGUAAGCCAAGGUAAAAUUGUACUCGAGUAUGGGACAAUUCAUGCCACAGAGGGCUCAGGGCGCUUCAUUCCCAAGAAGACAUUCCCAGACUAUGUUUACAAAAGAAUAAAAGCAAGAAGCAAGUUGGCUGAAAUUCGAGGUGUUCCAAGGGGGAUUUAUGAUGGUCCUGUCCAGGAUGUCACUGUGGUUCCAAGAGCUAUGACACCCAUUCCAUCAGCUAGAAUGUCUCCGGCUAAACAACCGAUUCAACCACCACGAAACCUUCACCAAUCUGGAUUCACUCUGGCUGGGACACAGGCUGAUGAUCACAUUCCUCGUCGUCCCACUCAGCGCAUCAGUGCACCCCCUGGUGGCCGUUCGAACAUAACAACUCUGGGCUGAAUUUCAACCAGAACGACCUGAUUAAAGUGAUAAUCUCAGAGCCCUAAUAUUGCUGCAGGUUUUGUCAUCCGAGGCUCAGAUAUAUUCUCACAAGCAGCUAUGUGCAGUACAGUAUUUGCUGCAAAGAUGGUCAUGAAGUCACUGCCUUUAGCUGAUAAAUGAUGCAUUUGAAAACUUUUUGAUCUGCCGAUAAUUCAGAGGUACAGUUUUUGUAUUAUAAAAAAACCCACUAAUUUAUAUUAAUAUUUGACUUAAUUGGGAAGUGUGUAAGCAUUGAGACAACUGUUGUUUCAUCGUUGUGACUACGUAAAGUUGUAUUUGUGUUUCAUUUGAAAGCAUGAUAGUGAUAUUGAAAGUAAUGUGUAAUUUACUUCGUAUUACCACAGGAGUCAGACAGUCUAAGACAAUGUAAGACAUACAUUGAUCUCAAAAGCAUUGAGGUUCUGAAGUAUUUUAAUAACUUUCUACAGUCACAUGUCAACUGUAAUUCAAGCUGCUGUGGUGCAGUCUAGUGUUUCAUAUAAUCGCACUGUUUACAGGGUAACCUUUCAAAGUUUUUAACAAUUAACAUGAUGUACAUUUUAGUGAACCAAAAAGUAUAAUUUUUCCUCACAUCAAAUGUGCAUUUUUUUUUAGGUUUAAUCUUAAGUAAGGCCGUGAAUAUUUGUCAAGUAUUGGUGAUGGUGACCUAGUUGAACUGUAAAGGGUACUGAAGGUAAUUUCCACCUGAACACUUGGGCAAGUAAAGUAGCAAAGUGGCUCUGCUGCCUGUUAUAAAACGUAAGCUUUUUUUUAACCCCUUGUAAUCAAUGGCAAUGAUAAUUGGGUGCCUUUUAUAAUGUAUGGGCGAUCUACCAAAUCAGCAAAAAUGAAACUUAACCCCAGUAAAUCUGAAUUGCCUCUUGUACAUCAUCCCUUUCUAUUGCUUCUCUGUAUAAUGGAAACAGUUAUGCUUAAGAUGAGACUAUAGUCCUGCUCAUUUAUCGAAGUUUACUUCUAAAAACUUUCCCUUUACCGGGAUUUCAAUGCCAUUUAUCCUAGUGCAAUUGUCGUAAAACAAUGAGCUAGUUUACUAAAUGGAGAAGUUAGGCUUUCCACUUUUUUAUUAGCCUUAGUGACAGUCAAGAAUGCCAUGAACUUCAAAACAUUGGACUUUGUACAAAAUCCCAAAUUGUAAUCUCCCCAAAUAGUAAUAUCUUAAAAUGGCAGUGGUGUUGUCUUGUAUGUUUAAUAUGUUUUUUGCUUGAAUGUCAUUAGAGUAUCUUGAACUUUUUGAGAAGGCUUGAAUAGUUUAAUAUGUUGUGCAGGCUUCAUUUUUAACUCUUUCUCAAUUGACUUUGGCUCAUUUCUGCUAUUAUGACUUUAGCAGCUUUGCUGUUUUAUAAUUUUAAAAUUUAUGAAGAAUGGUUGAUCUUAACUGAACCAGACUCUGUAAUUCUAAAGUAGUCUGUAACAAAAAUGGGAGCUUUUUGUAUUAGGUGGCUAGAGAGUGCAAUAUUAACCUUUGAACUCUUUACUGGCUGAAUGAAGUGAUCAGAUUAGAUCUGUUGCAUGGAAAUAACAAUGUUUUACAAAACCAUCUCAGAUUUAGUCAAAUUUAAUCUGAUUAUGGAAAACCUAAUCAAUUACUAUCAUAUAUGUAGUUAACUACAUUCAAUUCAAACAGACAUUUGUCUUAUUUCGCAGUAUUACACUUAAAUCUGAUAAUUCAAGUUGAAAUAGAAUGCUUUGAACUGGAUUCUAGCAUUGAUGACCAUCCAUAGUUUAUCUACAUUUGAUUAGAAAGCCAAAACUUUCGGAUGUCUGAAAAAGCACUGUUAGAGUUACUAAUGAAUUUUACAGAACAUACAAAAGCCUGAAAAUUCUUGUUUCAAUCUAAUGGGUCAUCCUUAUCAAAUAAAAAUGUUAUGGAAAA
Molecule: messenger RNA, 3875 nt
Organism: Rhincodon typus (whale shark)
Lineage: Eukaryota; Metazoa; Chordata; Chondrichthyes; Orectolobiformes; Rhincodontidae
Product: dihydropyrimidinase-related protein 2-like
Exons: 14
Coding region: 233-1960 (575 amino acids)
Cellular component (GO): cytoplasm; cytosol
Molecular function (GO): hydrolase activity, acting on carbon-nitrogen (but not peptide) bonds, in cyclic amides
Source: RefSeq, a predicted model, not a curated record